Molecule: messenger RNA, 279 nt
Organism: Penicillium taxi
Lineage: Eukaryota; Fungi; Ascomycota; Eurotiomycetes; Eurotiales; Aspergillaceae
Exons: 2
Coding region: 1-279 (92 amino acids)
Source: RefSeq, a predicted model, not a curated record
AUGACGAACGACUAUGACGAAUGCACAAACUUUUCUCAACAUCAGGCUGGUGUCAAUGUCGUAACUCAUGAUAAGCACGUUGCCGAGGCUACUGGGAAGCAUGUCCAGCAUGAGAUUGAUUGUUUCAGUGAUGCGCUUAAUGAACAAGCGAAAUUUUUGGAAAUGAAGAAGCAGGUUUUGCGAGAUGCUAUGGACAAUGAGCAUAACUCAAAGGUUGGCCGCGCCCAUAACAGACGCAACCUCGAUGAAUUGGAUCAGCAGGCUUCGCCACGCGAAUGA